AUGCAAGUCUCAUUGGUGGAAGCAACAUCCCUGGAGGAUUUUACGGCGCCCACCAACCAUGGUAGAUCAAGACGGCAACAGCGCAAGGAAUGGAAAUCGCUGGGAUCAGUCGGCUUGUUCUUUCUUCUCGUGGCUGUCUUGCUAAAUGCUACUGUUGUACUCAUCAAGGAAGGGCUGGUGGACAGCGACUUCUCCAGCUCUCAUCGCAAAACCAGUAUCCUAGCCAUGGAACAAGAUCUUGUGAGGGCCACAGAAACCAUCUCAUCUUCACUGAACGAUGGCUAUGACAUGGAAGCUAUGAAUCAGGAUUUCGAGACCUAUCAUGGAUCAGACAAAGGAGGUAGUUUUGCAGGCAACGCGCCCGAGGCCACUUCAAAGGGGGUUCUGCCCAAUAAGUUGUUGCCUGAAAGCAGCUUAGCCUCUGGGAGCACCACCAUUCAAGGGAACAGCCCACAAGAAGACGAGUCCAAUCAUGACAAGAAGAUCAUGGAAGAUGCACGCACUACAAACGAUAUACACCGACCAGCUCUCGACAACCCACAACCAAAAAGACACGUCAGAGGGGGGAGACCAUCCCAACCUCCAACCGCAGUCAAAAGUGGCACCUCGAAACGCACCAAAUCUGCAACAUCACUUCCGGCGACACAGGCUAAACUAGAGGGCUGGACUAAGAACAAGAAGACACCAAUCAGCAUGAAGAAUGGCCAGCGAAACGGCAAUAAAGUCACUCCUUCAGGAUCUGCUCAUUCAAAUGCUGCCACAUCAGCAACCGACAGCAGCACUCAAGCUGUGCAACCUUCAAUGAAACCCAAACUUGAGGGCAAGAAAGAGCCCAGAAAGAAACCAAGCAACAAGGAGAGCCAGCAACUAGACAACAAACAAACAACCACUCAUGACGUGACGCGCCCACUUUCAACAGACGAGACGAACCAAACUAUGAAAUGCUCUCCAUGGGACGUUGACAUUGACAAUUGGUGGCAAAGUCACCCUGCUUGGGAACCGUCUGAAGAGGACACCAAUGACACUCAUACUUGCCUUCGGCCAAUUCAAGAUCCCAGGCGUGUCAGUUUCCUGGAGCGAGUCCACGAGAUUCAAUUCCCAGACAACAUCAAAACGGGCUGUACUCUUCGGCGCAAGGAUCCCAAACGAAUGGCAGUGCGCAAAAUAUGGGCGCAUGGUUUUGCGGCAACUCUGGUCUACAGGCUCAAUGAAGGUUUCUGGAGUGCCUACCGCGAGAAUCGUCCUUUUCGUCACACGAUCCCAGAGGACGAGUUUCGGUGGCCGUACACACCGCCCUUGGACUCCGAUUCCUGGGCAGCGUGUCCGUCCCAAGAUCAUGAGUGCUACUUUUUACCCAUUUCCAACUGUCCCCGCCCCCCGCCCGACACCAAGGAGGAAACACCCAAGAAGAAGUACAUCUAUCAUGAGAUUGCCAAGAAUGAAACACUCAAAGAACAAAUGAUUUGGCUCUCGCACUAUCUCAUGCGUCCCCGCCAAGAAUUGCGAAGGCGAUUCUAUGAGUUUUGGAAACAUUCCAACGUUCCCAAGCUAGAAACUCCUUGUACUUGGAUUCACGCACGACGCGGGGACGCCAUGACGGAAGAGGGAUAUGAUCGCAACUUCUAUUCGAUUCAGGAGUACCUGAAACGAGGCCAGGUGAAAAAGGGAGAGAACAUGUUGUUGCUGACGGAUGACCAGGCGGCCAUUGAAGAGGCUCUGCUGCUCCACCCCGAGCAUAAAUGGACCUACUGGAACCGAACGAGGUAUCGUGGAGCCACUGGCUACAAUGCACACUUUCCUUCCGACGACUUUGCUCUGGAGGUUUUGAUUAUUCUGGCUGAACGUAAACUGGCCAGCCGUUGUAAUAAGGGCGUGUACGGUAAGAGCAACAUGGCAAAGAUGAUGACGUACGCCAUGCUCUUGGAGCAUGGAAGCUUUGCCAACUUUACAACCAUUGAAAUUGAUCGGCGCUUGAAGAAGACUCGCAUCGAGGCCUUUGACUUUAUGAAGGAUCUAGAGGCAAAGCUGGCUGCAGCACGAGAGAAACUGCAAGGAGACGGCUCUUUGACUACGAACACAAAGUGACGAGCAAACCCCGUUCCUUGCCAGUACCCGAGGUUCGGAAAGGGGCUCUUGCAAGUUAUUGGGGAAGACCAAGGGACUUGGCAACAUUUUCUUACGCAGAGGGAGGAGCGUCAUUGGCUUGAGUACCAGCACAUGUAUCAAAAGGAUCUUUUGGCUGGUCCAAUCUGGUCUGUUCACACACGUUGGACGGUUGACAAGUGCUUGGAAUUGGGGGAGAAUUCAGGUGAUGCUGGUCUUCAAUAAAGCUAAACCCUGCUAGCUAGCGAUGCAUGUUUUGGUUUGAACAUCCAGUGUUUUCAGCCUUGAUUGAAUUUUGCAAGAAGGGGCAUCUCGCAUGCUAUCUUCGAUCCAUGCUCAUGUGCUCUUCGUUCACCAAACACCUCUUCCGACCUCUGGCGCUGCGAACGACGUGGCUUGCUCACAAACCGAACUAAGAAGCCAACAUACAACUAACUAUAGGCUCAUAAUGAUUGUCAACGUCGAACGAUCCUCAUGGGAUCAAGAAGU
Molecule: messenger RNA, 2592 nt
Organism: Seminavis robusta
Lineage: Eukaryota; Bacillariophyta; Bacillariophyceae; Naviculales; Naviculaceae
Source: the annotation of a GenBank genome assembly